Ipomoea nil (Japanese morning glory) is the source of this 1412-nucleotide messenger RNA. RefSeq names its product glycerophosphodiester phosphodiesterase GDPD1, chloroplastic-like. Gene Ontology annotation, molecular function: phosphoric diester hydrolase activity. Bases 87 to 1217 code for a protein of 376 amino acids. The record is from RefSeq and is a predicted model, not a curated record. The transcript has 5 exons. Gene Ontology annotation, biological process: glycerophospholipid catabolic process. Lineage: Eukaryota; Viridiplantae; Streptophyta; Magnoliopsida; Solanales; Convolvulaceae.
GGCAUUCCCCCGUCCUGUUGGUCCUUAGGCAUUUCCCUUCUCUCUGUGGCCGCCAAUUUCUCCCCCUGCAAUACUACAAGUAAAUAAUGGCUCUCAAGGCCGUCCAGAUCGCCGGCAUAGGCAUUCCCAAUGUCGGGGGUCAGGUCCCUGAGAAUGCUUCUCUCUGUUCCACCCGCUUUCCCCAAGGGGUGGAAAUGGGGAGAGGCGGAGGUUUGAGGCCUGCAAAAUUUGUGGUGAUCGGGCACAGAGGGAACGGAAUGAAUGUUUUGCAGUCGCCGGAUCGGAGAAUGAAGGCCUUCAAGGAGAACUCCAUUCUCUCUUUCAAUGCCGCCGCCGACUACUUGGUUGAUUUCAUCGAGUUUGAUGUCCAGGUCACCAAGGAUGACUGCCCUGUCAUUUUUCACGAUGAUUUCAUCCUUUCCAAAGAGAACGAUAUGAUAUCGGAGAAGAGAAUCACGGAGUUGAGCUUGGCUGAAUUCCUGAGCUACGGGCCUCAAAAAGGGAGCGGGAGCGGUGGGAAACCUCUGGUGCGAAAAACAAUAGACGGCAAAGUUGUUGGGUGGUGUGUGGAAAUCGACGACGCCUUAUGCACCCUGCAAGAGGCCUUGGAGAAAGUAAACCCCAGCCUGGGAUUCAACAUCGAGUUAAAAUUCGACGACUACCUGGAUUACGAGGAAGAGGAGCUCCUCCGGGUGCUCCGCCGGGUGUUGCAAGUGGUUAGGGAUCACGGCAAGGACAGGCCGAUCCUGUUCUCCACGUUCCAGCCGGACGCCGCCCUGCUGGUGAAGAAACUGCAGAGCGCGUAUCCGGUGUUGUUCCUCACCAAUGGCGGCACCGAGGUUUACUCCGACGUGCGGAGGAAUUCGUUGGAGGAAGCCGUUAAGCUGUGCGUGGAAGGUGGGUUGGAAGGGGUUGUGUCGGAGGUGAAGGGCGUGUUUAUGAACCCAGGCGCAGUGAAGAAGAUGAAGGAAUCCAAUCUCUCCCUCUUCACAUACGGCAAAUUAAACAACGUGGCCGAGGCAGUUUACAUCCAACAUUUGAUGGGCAUUGAUGGAGUGAUUGUGGAUUUUGUCCAAGAAAUUACCCAGGCCGUAGGACACAUGUUGAAGCCGCCUUCCUCCGACUCCGAGGAAGAAGAGCAAAACCCCCAAUUCUCGCCCAUGGAGAUGUCCUUUUUGAUGAAGCUAAUACCACAACUCCUCAUACAACAACAUUAAUCAUUUCCUUCCUUAAUUAACAAUCCUUAACCGCAGAUCGAGUAACUCUAACCGAUUGGCGCAUCCAACGUGACUCUUCCCCCCAAAUCCACCCAUCUGCACUGCACACCUUCAUCAAUCUUGUACUCUACAUUAUUGUUGUUCUUGUUGUACUCUACUCUUAGGUAAUUUAAUUUGGAAGUAUAUUAAGGUAAA